AUGGAGCGAUGGGAGAGAGCGCCGAACCGUCGUAGCCGAUCGAAGAACCCGUCAUUCUCCUCCUCUCUCCUCGACGCCAUCUACCGAUCCAUCGACGAAGAACACUCCGAUAACAACGGCCACCUUCGAGCGCCCGACCGCUCCUCCAACCACAAGAAGCGAGAGGGGCAACCCAUGCCGGCACCCUGCAUUGACCGGUGCCACUGCCGGUCCAGAACGAUGUCCCCCGCGAGCGAGCGGGCGGCGAACCGAUCCAGCGUCACCGACUACCGCCGCCAUGGCUCCAUCGCCAGAGGCAGCUUCACUCUCACUUCCUGCUCUUCUUCGUCCUCGUCAACCACGACCACCGCCGCUGCCAGCAGAACUAGCAGUUCCACCGGCUUCUCCUCAUCGUCCGAUGCCGAGUCCAUUCGGUCGGACUGCAUCCCUCGGCCCCAUCACCCUACACCGGAGAAGAAAACGAAGAAGGCCAAGUGCGGCUCGAUCCGUAGCGGGCUCAGGGGUCUGAGGAAGAGCCGGACGCCUGACGCGGCAUCGAUGGCGGCGCCAUCGCCAGCGUCUCCGGGUGCCCGGCUGGCUAGCUUCCUCAACGCGCUCUUCGCCUCCGCCGGGAGCCCUAAGAAGCCCAAGACCCCCACUCUCGCCGUCGCGACGACGGCGGCGGCAGGCUGCGGAGACAGCGAGGACUCGGCGUGCUCGUCGUCAGCGUCGAGCUGCAGGCGGUCCUGCCUGAGCAAGGCACCAGCGAUGGCAGACCGACGGCGAGCGUCGGGAGCCGAGGCGGGGAAGCGGUCGGUGCGGUUCUACCCAGUGAGCGUGAUCGUCGACGAGGACUCCCGCCCCUGCGGCCACAAGCGACUCCAGGACGACGCAGAGGGUGAGGCGGCGCCGGUGGCGGCGAGGGUGGAGGAGCUACUGAGGGCGGCGGGGGCGGAUGCGGAGGCAGAGGAGGAAGGAGAGGACGGGGGCAGCGAGUCGAGUUCGGAUCUGUUCGAGCUGGAGAAUCUGACGGUGGUGAUGCGAGGAGGAGGGUACCGUGAUGAGCUACCCGUGUACGGGACCACCGACGUCAGCACUAAUCGGGCGAUCUCUCAAGGUUUGAUCCACUAGAGAAAAAUAAUAAGCCACUAAAAUUAAAAACCAAAAAAUCCACGAGAAAAAGAAAUAAUUACAUAGUAACAUUUAUUUUCCUUGGUAAGAGAGGUUAUGUUUGUUAUGGAAUGAUAAUUAAUAGGGCAAAUUAAAUAAAUAGAGUGACUUAAUUUUUAAUUUAUGUUAUGUUAUGCAACAAAUUAUAAGUGUGUAGUAGUGGAAGAGAGUCGGGCUGUUUGGAUUUAUGUAUCUACUGCUGUGCUACAUCGACCCUGUCCAUGAUUUCGAUUUGGUUCGGUAAUAAGCAGCUGCAGCAUGGUCGGGC
This is a messenger RNA of Musa acuminata subsp. malaccensis (wild Malaysian banana), 1417 nucleotides long. RefSeq names its product protein BIG GRAIN 1-like. Gene Ontology annotation, biological process: auxin-activated signaling pathway. Lineage: Eukaryota; Viridiplantae; Streptophyta; Magnoliopsida; Zingiberales; Musaceae. The record is from RefSeq and is a predicted model, not a curated record.